Spirodela intermedia is the source of this 4658-nucleotide messenger RNA. The record is from the annotation of a GenBank genome assembly. NCBI's taxonomy places the organism in Eukaryota, Viridiplantae, Streptophyta, Magnoliopsida, Alismatales, Araceae.
AUGGGUUCUCUGUCUGCGAGUCUCGAGCCCCUCCAGUACCCUCCGGCGCGUCGCGACGAGUCCGUCGUGGACGAUUACCACGGCGUCAAGGUGGCGGAUCCCUACCGAUGGUCGGUGUCCUCGCCAGGAGAACCAGGGGCUAUUUCGUUCGUAUCUUUCGUUCUCUUCUUUUCUUUCGCCUGACUAUGCGAUCUCCGUUAGGUUGGAGGACCCGGACGCGGAGGAGGUCAAGGAUUUUGUUGAGAAGCAGGCGAACCUGACGGAGUCACUGCUGCGGACAUGUGCGGAGAGGGAGAGGCUGCGGGGGCAGAUCAUGUCCCUGAUGGAUCAUCCGCGGUACGAUACGCCCUUCCGCCGGGGGGAGAAGUACUUCUACUCCCACAACACUGGGCUCCAGGCGCAGAGCGUUCUGUUUGUGCAGGAAGGCCUUGAUGGACGGGCCGAGGUGCUGUUGGACCCCAACCUGCUGAGCGAGGACGGCACGACGGCACUUAGCACCUACUCUGUAAGCCUGGAUGCCAAGUACUUGGCCUACGGCCUUAGCGCUAGCGGCAGUGACUGGGUCACCAUCAAUGUAAUGCGGGUGGACGACAAGAAGCCCGAGCCAGAUUCUCUUUCCUGGGUUGGGCAUCCUGAUUCCCUUCGCUACCUUUCUUAUGCCCUACUGUAGCUUUCACCGUCCUUUCUCAAACCCCGGGUCUCGAACUACACAACUUUUACCUCUCAUUCUUUUUGACUCUGCUCGUCUCUAGGUUAAAUUCUCAUCGAUAAGCUGGACACAUGACGGUCGAGGCUUCUUCUACAGCCGCUAUCCAGCUCCCAAGUAGGGUUACUGUGUUUGUUAAGCAGACAUGCUUAACAAGUAGGAUUUGUUUUUGCUUUAGUAAUCUUGUGAUUCUGCCGAAUUUGCAGCUUUGAUCAUGGGCUUGGAUGCUAAUGAUUCUCUCAGCAGGAAGGGUGACGAGUUGGACGCCGGGACGGAGACAAAUAUUAAUCUAUAUCAUGAACUGUACUAUCACUUUCUGGGUACCGAUCAGUCUGAAGACAUCUUGUGCUGGAAAGACCCAGAGUCUCCGAAACACAUGUUUGCUGGGCAGGUCACUGAAGAUGGGAAGGUGAAUAUUUUCUUGUUGUUGACAUCACUACUUAUGAAAACGUCACUGUUUCUUGUGUGGGCAUAAGCCUGUCCAACUUUAUUUUCUUAGAAAUUGAACUCGACACUUCGGUUGUGUGAACUUAUGUCUCAUUCUGAUAUCAGUUCGUUGUAAGGGCAUUGUAUAUAUUGCUGUACUUAUUAAAUUUGUGUACUGCACUAUUAUGAUUAUUACUUAUUUCACUCUAAAUUGAAUAUUUAGAGUUCAAGAUGCACCGGUAACGUGCAAUUAAGAUGAGCAUCUCAGAGUUCUCUAGUGACGGAAUCGCAAUGACUUAGAGAUGAUGCGAAACCUAGGUCUUCAUUUGUUGUUCUUCCAGGAAAAUAAUGUGCCCUUUAAUUUAUCGCAAUGACGUGGUUUCUAAAUGUAUGGAUGUGAGAAAAAUUAUCAAGUUGUCUAUUGUGAGGGAUAGAGUUUGAACUUUGUUCUUCAAUAUUUUGCAAGUCUUUUUUUUUUUCCCUCUUUAGCGAUUAGUUUUCAUUUCUUGACGCCAUUUCAAUAGGUUGACUAAAUGUUCGUUUCAUAUUGAAGGGAAUUUCGACUAUAUAUAGGAAAAAAAUUGCAUAAUCCUGGUUGCUCUUUGGCAUAUGAAAGUAUCGCAAUAUGUUAAAGGUAAAGAGACUACCCUGAAUGUACUGUAAAGCAGGAGAUAGAGGAAAACAAUUAUUAUUUCUGAACUCUUCUUGAUAGACAUGGCAGCAUUAUUACAAAUAUAUGUUCUUCAUAAGUGACUAUGGACUCCUAGCUUUUUCGAUGUGAAUUGUGAAGUCUGUCUUAAGCAGUCUCGAGAAAUAAAACGUGUAACAAUGACCCUUCAAUCUUGUUGGAUUGUCAUGUCUAUGUAGGACAAUCAUGAAAUGUGGACUCUAGAAAUUGACUUUCAAUCUUUUUAGGAGUUAUGAAAAGAGGAUGAUGAUAAUCCAUGUUGAUGUAGGUCUCUCUGACAUAUAGUUACCAUCGGAAGUUUCAGAGGAUUGACCCUGUUUUUAUUCAUUUCUAUUUUUCCUCUUUUCUUUGGUUUUAUACCCACCAUAUUCUGUGAAAGCUCCUGGCCCUGUGGGGCAAUGCACGCCAAUAUCUCGAUUCAGGUCUGAUUUAGACCACCCCCCAAACCUGUUUACCCCAAACUUGUUUUCUGCUUGAACUUUCCAUCUAACAAGAUUUGAUUUUGAUGGGCUUUGCAGUAUGUGCUUUUAUAUAUCACCGAGGGAUGUGAUCCUGUCAACAAAUUGUACUACUGUGACCUAUCUUCUCUCCACAAUGGGCUUCAAGGUGUUAAGGAGGAUGGAGGCAUGCUUCCUUUUAUCAAGCUUGUUGACAAUUUCGAAGCAAGUUAUGAAUCUGUGGCUAAUGACAAUACGGAGUUCACCUUUCUCACAAACAAGCAAGCUCCAAAGUACAAGCUAGUUCGUGUUGAUCUCAGGUGCCCUGGAGAGUGGUCAGAUGUAGUGAAGGAAGAUCAUAAGGAUGUACUAGAAUCAGCCAGGGCCGUUAAUGGUAACCAGAUAUUGGUAAGUUAUCUGAGUGAUGUCAAGUAUCUUCUGCAAAUUAGGGACUUGAAGACAGGCUUGUUGCUCCAUAAUUUGCCCAUUGACAUUGGUUCGGUUUCUGGGAUCUCUGGUCGACGGGCAUAUAGCGAGGUUUUCAUUGGCUUUACUAGCUUUCUUACGUCUGGUAUUAUCUACAAGUGUAACUUAGCGAGUGAGACUCCUGAAUUGGAGAUAUUUCGGGAGAUUGUUGUUCCUGGAUUCGAUAGGACAUGCUUUGAGGUCAAACAGGUGUGACUUCUGUUUGAAUGUGUGAACUCAUAUUUCGGAACAAUAUUUGAUCAUCAUUUUUAAUUCACUUUCUUUUCGAACCCCAGGUUUUCAUUUCUAGCCGGGAUGAUACCAAGAUACCGAUGUUUGUGGUCUCCAAGAAGGACAUUGCUUUGGAUGGAUCGCAUCCGUGCUUGCUUUACGGAUAUGGAGGAUUUAACAUCAGCCUCACUCCGUCAUUUAGUGUGAGUCGUAUUGUUCUAACAAGGCAUUUAGGGGUUGUCUUCUGCAUUGCAAAUAUUCGUGGUGGCGGAGAAUAUGGAGAGGAAUGGCAUAAAGCUGGUUCACUAUCCAACAAGCAGAAUUGUUUUGAUGAUUUCAUUUCUGCUGCUGAGUUUCUUAUCUCUGCUGGUUAUACAAACCCCAGAAAGCUUUGCAUUGAAGGUGGAAGCAAUGGUGGACUUCUGGUCGCAGCUUGCAUUAACCAGGUAAAGUAGUUAUAUUAAUGUUGUUAUCCUUGGUUUAGUCAACCUUUGCCUAGCUCUUAACAUUAUCUUAGGUGAUACUGACCGUUCCUGAUUGCCGGCUUAUAACUGUGUGGCAGAGACCUGACCUAUGUGGUUGUGCUCUUGCCCAUGUUGGUGUUAUGGACAUGCUGCGAUUCCAUAAAUUCACCAUAGGUCAAUUUUUUUUAUGACUAUCAAUUUUAUCUGAUUUCCUCAUCAUCGUUAUCAUCAUUCUGAUUUUCCCCUGUAAUUGCAAUUACCAGGGCAUGCGUGGACCAGUGAUUAUGGCUGCUCAGAUAAGGAAGAAGAAUUCGGAUGGCUUUUCAAGUACGGAUUUCAGGCACUUUCUUUGGUUUUGGGUACCAACUGCCAUUCAUUGAAUUUACCUUUUUUGCCGGCUUCAGUUUCGCAUGCUGACUUUGAUCUGGCUAGAAUAAUUUGAUGCCGUUUGACUGCUGUUGACUUUUUUCCUUUGAAAAUGGGUGCAUUCGAAUAUUACUUCGCUUGAUUAUUAUUUUCUCACAUUCGACAUUUGAGUCAGUUUAGCUCCUUUUAUGAACUUGUCUCGAGAACAGAUACUCGCCGUUGCACAAUGUGAGAAGGCCCUGGGAAAAGAAUGAUCCAACUUGCCAGUACCCUGCGACUAUGCUUUUGACAGCUGAUCAUGAUGAUCGGGUUGUGCCAUUACACUCUCUGAAACUGCUGGCUGUAAGUCCUCAGAUGAUCAAUCAGUUAACAUUCUAUCGGAUUUUUUGUUUUUGUUUUCCCGACUAUUAUUGCUGUUUUUUCAUUGUAAUUUAAGUUGUAAUAUAGUGAAUGGAUCUCUGAUAUCCUUGAUUAUAGAAAACUAGAAAAAUUCAGAUGGGUAUCAGUUCUCUUCAUCUGAUUUCAAACAAUUUUCGCUUUCAUCUGAUUAAUUGAUGUGUCACUACACUCGGUAUCCAUUUUAAAUGGUCCACCAUGGUUCUUGCAGACCAUGCAGUAUGUUCUCUGCGCAAGUGUGGAGAACAGCCCACAGACGAACCCAAUCGUUGGGCGUAUCGAUCGGAAGUCUGGACAUGGCUCCGGCCGCCCUACCCAAAAGAUGGUCCAUAUUUUAUCCCCACCUCAGUAUUUUUUUGGCAAAUUUAUUCCCUCACCAUCUAAUUUACUCACGAAAGCCUGUUUUCUCGUAGAUUGAUGAAGCAGCGGAUCGCUACAGCUUCAUGGCAAAGAUGCUGGGUGCCUCGUGGAUUGAUUGA